UCGCGACCGCCAUCUUGAUGUAUCGAGGUGGGGAUACGAAGUGAACUAGCUUUGGCGUUUCGAUAAAUAUAAUUUCACGAAAGUGGCUUUAUUUCCGAUACGGAUCAAAAUAAUUCUAUACAGAGUUUUUUGUUGAUAUUUCUGUUCCUCUGGCGCGAUUCCUGAAAAGUGCGUGUGUUUAUGUGUAAUUGCACUAAGAAGAUUGUCCAACUGGAAAUCUAACAGCGUGGCUCUGUAAGCUUCUCUUUGUUUCUGUCACGGAUUAAUAAUAAGGUCGUCUUCAUGUCUAACGAUGGAACACGUUUUGAAUCGCCAAAGGUAACCUAAGGGCCGAGUCAGGCAGCCAGAUUUAUCGAAACACCGGCGGCACCGAUCCCAGGCAGUAGUAGGUACUUCUCGGGGGCGGCGACUAAAUCGUGCAAAGUGCGCAGCAGUGCGGAGUGGUGUGGUGGUGCGCGCGGUGUGCUGAUGUGCUUGUGACGGUGUGACGACGAGAGUGCGUUAUCCAGUGUCCGACGCCAGGUGGUCUAUCAAUGGACAAGAGGAAAAUGAUGCCAAAAAGGCCUAGGUUUGAAACGCGCGGUCCCAUCUCCAACGGGCCAAUGCAGACGCGGCCGCUGGUCGCGCUGCUCGACGGUCGCGAUUGCUCCAUCGAGAUGCCGAUCCUUAAAGACGUCGCGACGGUCGCGUUCUGCGACGCGCAGAGCACCAGCGAGAUCCACGAGAAGGUGCUCAACGAGGCGGUCGGUGCGCUCAUGUGGCACACCAUCAUCCUCACCAAGGAGGAUCUCGAGAAGUUCAAGACUCUGCGCAUCAUCGUGCGCAUCGGCAGCGGCGUGGACAAUAUCGAUGUAAAGGCGGCGGGCGAAUUGGGCAUCGCGGUGUGCAACGUGCCCGGGUAUGGCGUCGAGGAGGUUGCAGAUACGACGCUGUGUCUCAUACUCAAUCUGUACAGGCGGACCUUUUGGCUCGCUAAUAUGGUGAGGGAAGGCAAGAAAUUCACGGGACCUGAACAGGUACGAGAGGCAGCACAAGGCUGCGCUAGGAUACGAGGCGACACACUCGGAAUCGUUGGACUCGGACGGAUCGGGUCGGCGGUCGCUCUGCGGGCGAAAGCUUUCGGCUUCAACGUCAUAUUCUAUGAUCCGUACCUACCCGACGGAAUCGAGAAGAGCCUCGGGCUGACUCGGGUGUACACGCUGCAGGAUCUGCUGUUCCAAUCGGAUUGCGUCUCGUUACAUUGCACGCUCAACGAGCACAAUCACCACGUCAUCAACGAGUUCACAAUCAAACAGAUGAGGCCCGGAGCGUUUUUAGUUAAUACAGCACGAGGCGGCCUGGUGGACGACGACGCGCUCGCGCAGGCGCUGAAACAGGGACGAAUCCGCGCCGCCGCUCUCGACGUCCAUGAGAACGAGCCGUACAACGUGUUCGCGGGGCCCUUGAAGGACGCCCCCAAUCUCCUGUGCACGCCGCACGCGGCCUUCUACAGCGACGCCUCCGCUACCGAACUCAGAGAGAUGGCCGCUUCGGAGAUCAGGAGGGCGAUCACGGGUCGGAUACCGGAAUGUCUCAGGAAUUGCGUCAACAAGGAGUACUUCAUGGGACCGGGCUCUUAUCCCGAAGGUACAGUCUCCCCGGCCGGUGUGAAUGGCGGCUAUUAUCAAGGCGGUGCUCUUCCCGUCCAACAGGCACAUUCUACAACACCCCACGAAGUGGUGACACCUAUUACAGUAGCCCCUCCGACACCUCAGCCCACCCAACCUGUCGGACCAGUUCCUGUUCCUCCCCAUGCUAUAUUUCAGCCGAUGAACACUCCGGACCCCUCGAACCACCAUGCACCAAAGCCAGAACCCUCAGAGGUGCACUAACGAUGUCUCAAUCAAGUUGAAAAUUUCUUAUUGGGCUGUAAAACGCUGCGAAUGUGUGACAUGCAUGUUGAAUCACAUUAUAAGUUCAUGUUGUUUUUUCCACUCUUUAAGAUAUACAUAUCGUAAAAGUGAAAUCUUACUUUUUACAUCACAGUACUUGAAAAACUUUGCCUUAUUAUUAGGGGUGACUACCUGAGAGCCUCAGUUCUUAUCGUUUAAUUAGUUUAGUGAUUUUAAUUGUAUGUACUUUUUUAACUGUGAAAGUAUUUAUGUAUAUAUGCAUUUCUGUCUGAUUUUUAAAGUAUGAAAAUAUUGAUUAAUGUUUACUUGAAAAAUUGUGAUUUGCGGACUGGGGUUUCAGAUAGAUCAGCAUAUUAAUAUUGCGAAGGGAAGCGAGGAAGGACCCUUCUGCACGGAGGGUGUUUCCCCGUAACAGGUUCAAAAUCUUUUUUUUGUAUGAUUUUAUACUAGCACAAUAUAGUGUAGUAUUGUGUAUAUGGUUGAUUUUUAUUUCCGAAUCGAUUCGCCUGAAAAUAAUUACAAAUUUUAUAUUUUCCAAGCAAUUUCAAAGGGGCCAAUUUUUUUUUUAACAUUUGACAUUGAAGACUAGAGAUCGUUUUCGAUCCUACAUGCGUUCAGAUGCUAACUGGUGAUCACCUUUCCGUGAAGUAUCUGUAAAUGUGAGAGAAUUUGUAAAGUAG
This is a messenger RNA of Leptinotarsa decemlineata (Colorado potato beetle), 2572 nucleotides long. RefSeq names its product C-terminal Binding Protein (gene CtBP). Gene Ontology annotation, biological process: regulation of transcription by RNA polymerase II. Lineage: Eukaryota; Metazoa; Arthropoda; Insecta; Coleoptera; Chrysomelidae. The record is from RefSeq and is a predicted model, not a curated record. Gene Ontology annotation, molecular function: NAD binding; oxidoreductase activity, acting on the CH-OH group of donors, NAD or NADP as acceptor; transcription coregulator binding. Gene Ontology annotation, cellular component: nucleus.